UUCAGGUAGGUGGAUCUGGGUGACAUUGGACGUCCGCCCCGGCUAGGGUUCGCAGACGGCGUAAGUCUCGUGCCUGGAACGUUUGUUUAUCCUUCAGGCCUCUGCUGCAAACAUGCUCCGCCAGAUCAUCAGUCAGGCCAAGAAGCAUCCGAGCUUGAUUCCCCUCUUUGUAUUUAUUGGAGCGGGAGGCACUGGAGCAGCCCUGUAUGUGGCACGCCUGGCCCUGUUCAAUCCAGAUGUCUGUUGGGACAGGAAGAAUAACCCAGAACCCUGGAACAAACUGGGUCCCAAUGAUCAGUACAAGUUCUACUCUGUGAAUGUGGACUACAGCAAACUGAAGAAAGAAGGUCCAGACUUUUAAAUUUAAAAAACCUCACAAUAAAGCUGCUUAAAAUGAAGGUCUUUCAGAAGCCAUCCGCACAAUUUUCCACUUCGCUAGGAAAUAUCUCCUGUAAAUGCAUGUCAUAAUUAUGUUGAUUUGUUGGAUUUAUUACACUGAUUAAUAAAUCUCUGAAACUUGA
Molecule: messenger RNA, 521 nt
Organism: Dipodomys spectabilis (banner-tailed kangaroo rat)
Lineage: Eukaryota; Metazoa; Chordata; Mammalia; Rodentia; Heteromyidae
Gene: Coxfa4
Product: NDUFA4 mitochondrial complex associated
Exons: 4
Coding region: 113-361 (82 amino acids)
Source: RefSeq, a predicted model, not a curated record